AUGGGGCGAGGCACUCCAGCUGACAUUAAUAGCACUGCUGUAAGUUGCUAGUAAAAUCUCUUGUCGUCAUCAAAGCUAAAAGACAUGUAGUCCGAGAAUGCUCAGGAAACCGUGGAUUCUUCGAAACCUGCUUCUGCGAACACUUUCCCAACUGAUACUGAGAACGAAGAGCACAUCAAUACGUUUGUCAAGGAGUCUAUGGAUGCUUCACUGAUUGUUGCCACCAGCGGUAAUAUCGAGAUGACCAGCAGUAAGGCGGUUUAUAUAGAGAAAGUUGGAAAUUAA
This is a messenger RNA of Hymenoscyphus albidus, 285 nucleotides long. Lineage: Eukaryota; Fungi; Ascomycota; Leotiomycetes; Helotiales; Helotiaceae. The record is from the annotation of a GenBank genome assembly.